AUGACUGAUCGGGACGUGAAUUUGGAGUCUAUUAUAAAUAGGCUGCUUAAAGUGAGAGGUACUCGACCGGAUCAAUAUGUCCAACUCCAGGAAUCGGAGAUUCGUUAUCUGUGUCACAAAGCGCGAGAAUUAUUGGUCUCACAACCUAUAUUACUAGAACUUGAGGCACCCAUAAAGAUAUGUGGCGAUGUCCAUGGCCAGUACUACGAUCUCCUGCGCCUGUUUGAGUAUGGUGGCUACCCGCCAGAGGCUAACUAUCUGUUUCUUGGUGAUUACGUCGAUCGUGGCAAACAAUCUGUUGAGUGCAUCUGCCUUUUGUUAGCCUACAAGAUCAAGUACCCUGAAAACUUCUUUAUUCUACGCGGGAAUCACGAGUGUGCUUCAAUUAACCGAAUCUAUGGCUUCUACGAUGAGUGCAAGCGCAGAUAUAGUGUCAAGCUAUGGAAGACGUUCAUCGAUUGCUUCAAUUGUUUACCAAUCGCUGCUAUUGUCGAAGAGAAGAUAUUUUGUAUGCAUGGAGGGCUUAGUCCUGAUCUAAAUUCAAUGGAGCAAAUCCGUCGGAUCAUGCGUCCCACAGAUAUACCCGACUGCGGUCUGUUGUGUGACCUUCUAUGGGCAGAUCCAGAUAGGGAUAUCAAUGGCUGGGGUGAGAAUGACCGUGGUGUCUCGUUCACAUUCGGCUCGGACGUCGUCAAUCGUUUCGUUCAGAAACAUGAUAUAGACCUUAUUUGCCGCGCCCACCAGUGUGUGGAAGAUGGGUAUGAAUUCUUCGCCAACCGACAACUAUUGACGCUAUUCAGUGCACCGAACUACUGUGGCGAGUUUGACAAUGCAGAUAUUGAAACCAGCUAA
Molecule: messenger RNA, 852 nt
Organism: Aspergillus chevalieri
Lineage: Eukaryota; Fungi; Ascomycota; Eurotiomycetes; Eurotiales; Aspergillaceae
Product: serine/threonine-protein phosphatase
Exons: 4
Coding region: 1-852 (283 amino acids)
Cellular component (GO): nucleus; cytoplasm
Molecular function (GO): protein serine/threonine phosphatase activity
Source: RefSeq, a predicted model, not a curated record